Molecule: messenger RNA, 717 nt
Organism: Trichosporon asahii var. asahii CBS 2479
Lineage: Eukaryota; Fungi; Basidiomycota; Tremellomycetes; Trichosporonales; Trichosporonaceae
Exons: 3
Coding region: 1-717 (238 amino acids)
Source: RefSeq, a predicted model, not a curated record
AUGUUGCCGCCAGGACCACCAACAGACGCCCGCACGUCUGUGCCGCCCCCCGAGCGCCGCCUUCCUCGCGAGACCUGGCAGCUUGGCGAAUUUGUCCUACCCCCACUCCCCGAUUCGAGAGUGUACGAUGAGAGCCGUAUUCAUUGGGCUGCGCGAUACGCCAGCAUUGAAUGGUCCGAGAAGACCGCUGCUGGAGAGAGCAUCGACCCCACCUGCUUCAACCUUGCCAUACUGGACAAGCGAGUCUACGGUUCACGCCCCACGUUCGCAUCGUUUUUCGACUGGUCCACAUGGUCUAACAAUGUUAUACGGUGCUGGUACUGGACAGCGUACCGCCAGCUCCCCAACCACUCGAACAUUCCUUCGUUCGACGAGACGUACUUUGCCCUUCGCCCAGCCGUGACUACCCUGUUCAGAAGAGUAACAGACGCACGCAUGGCACCCGCAGGGGAUCCUCCGCGCUACGAUCGAGCCCUGCUUGGGCGCUUCGACCCGAACUGUCGCCCUGCUCCUCCUGUUGUUCGGUACGUCCAACGUUUGAGGUUUCGCGACAGUGAGGAGCCAUCGGAGGAGCAGAUACAGAGGUUGGAGGAGGCAUCGAGCGCUAGACGAGGGAGGCGAAGGUUCAACGUCGUGCGCACUGUGGAGCUACCUCCCCUCGAUGUUGACAUGAGCGUCCACGAGCUCGGCAAUGAUAAUGUGGCCCCCAACACUUGA